This is a messenger RNA of Glarea lozoyensis ATCC 20868, 1320 nucleotides long. RefSeq lists its product as uncharacterized. The record is from RefSeq and is a predicted model, not a curated record. The coding region runs from base 1 to 1320 and encodes 439 amino acids. The transcript has a single exon. NCBI's taxonomy places the organism in Eukaryota, Fungi, Ascomycota, Leotiomycetes, Helotiales, Helotiaceae.
AUGGCCACACACAUGUCUAUGCCUGCCACCAGGCAACCCUUUGCACCCCUCAACAACUCCCGUCUCCAGAACCUCACGUCUCUCAAGAACCGUCAAAAUGGUACUUUCUUCCCCUACACUCCCUAUAUCAUGUUCCUAACAAGACCAGCGGUAUCUUCUCCCGUGAAACGCAAAGCGACUUCAUUCGAAUCCGACAACGACGACAGCGAGAACGUCGACCCGAUUCUCUUUCUCUCCCCAAAACGCUCCAAAGCUCAAGAUGGUUCAUCCAAAGACCCCUCAGCAUAUAUUAAACCAGUCAAUUUCUACCUCACCAAAGCUGCUCCAUCUUCCAAUGAUUUCUCCUCCAUCAAAAAUACUCCUGUGUCACCUCAACGACGACCAAUCCUCCCCGCUCGCUCCCCAGCUCCAAAAAUCAACACCACCAUCAAAUCCACCCCCCUCUCCGCUCCAGCAGGACGCUCCCCAACAAGAAAGCGAAUUGGAAUCCUCAACCGCCGCAAGACAGGAAGUCCAUUCACACGCAUCGAACCUCCGAAAUUCUCCACGCCCACCCCCUCGGGCCUCUCCUUCUCCAUCGACGCAGCCCUCUCCAACACCAUCUCCUCCCGCAAACCCAUCACAACACCAACUCCCGUCUCCCUAAAAGACAAUGCCCACCUCAUCCCUACCCUCCACACCGCCGCCCCAAAAGAAAGCUGGUUCUUCGAGAUCCACGAGGAUACAGCCGAGGAACUAGCCACCAACCUCAUGGAACACUCCACCUGCACGCUGGACAUCUCGUCGGACGAGGAGAGCGCUCAACGUCUGCGUGAUGAUCGUGGGAAGGAGAAUGUCCCGCCUAUGGACGACAUCUCGCAGACUCGCACGGCGAUCACGUCGUCGGUUGAUGUCAUGGAAGAGCAGAUGUCGGAUCUGAAAGCCCGCAUCAGAGCCCGUCGUUCCCGCGACGAGAAUGCGAUUGAAGUCGAUCGUUCCCCGCUGGGCGAUCUCGCGGCUGAGGAUUUUUACGCCGCGGGGUGUGAUGAGAAGAGUAUUUUCGUCAUUCUUCCGGAUGAGACGGCUGAGGACGAGGUUCCUGUGCCUGAAGACGCUCUACCUGUUGCAGAAGACGUGGCACCGCUUACCUCCUCAUUCGAUUUCGUAGCCGAAGUCAAAGGGAAAUCUCCGGUGCGUGAACAGCGGGUAUUGGAUAUCGAUGCCCUGAUGAGAAAGGAUGAUGAAGUUGCGCCCAAGGCGGCGUUGCUGGAGCCGAUUGAGAGGGCCGAGGAGGGGUUUGAGGUGUGGGAGAGUGGGAGUGCUAAGGACGAGGAGUUAUAG